AUGGAUUCCAUCGCGGCGUCCUCGGCGCAGAGAGGGGCUCUCUGCUCCCUCCUCUGCCUCUGCCUCUUCUCGGCGGGCCUCCUCCUCGGCUCCCGCCCGUUCUUCCCGCCGCCACGGCUCUGGGAACACUUCUCCAGGGCGCAGCAGCAGCGGCUUGCCCGCACCGCACCACCACCUGCUCCUCAUCAUGUCGCUGCUGCAGCAGCAGCAGCUUACCAUGAUCACGACGUGGAAGCGCCGGCACCCGACGCGGGCUACGGCGAUCUUGGCCGCGAGGAGGAGGGCGAUGAGGAGAUGGCACUCGGCAGUGCGCCGGCACCCGCGCCGGCGUGGGAGGACGGCGACGGAGAGGGGAGGGAGUGCGACCUGCUCGACGGGAGCUGGGUGCACGACCCGGCUGCCUACCCGCUGUACCAGGCGGCGGAGUGCCCGUUCCUCAGCGACCAGGUGACGUGCCGGCGGAACGGCCGCCCGGACGCCGGCUACGAGCAGUGGCGGUGGCAGCCGAGGGGGUGCGGCAGCGCGAGGUUCCGCGGCGCGGAGGUGCUGGAGCAGUUGCGGAACAGGCGGCUCGUCUUCGUCGGCGACUCGCUCAACCGCAACAUGUGGGAGUCGCUCGCCUGCAUCAUCUACACGGCGCUGCCCGACCGGUCGCGGACGCGCAUCGAGGAUGUCAGCUCCGAGUACAGGAUCUUCCGCGCCAUGGAUUACAAUUGCUCGGUGGAAUUCUUUUGGAGCCCAUUCCUCGCGAAGCUUGAAACCAAGCAAGAUCAAACCAAGGCACUCAAGCUUGACCAGCUCCCAACCAUGCUUAAACAAGUGGUCGGCGCAGAUGUCAUCAUCUUCAAUACUGGCCACUGGUGGACACACACUGGCAAGCUUAGGGCGUGGGACCAUCUAGAAAGAAAUGGUGUGCAUGUCGAGAUGGAAGGAGAGGAGGCGUUCAACAGAGCACUGAGAACAUGGGCCAGAUGGGUCGAUCACAACAUAGACCCAACCAAAACCAAGGUCUUCUUCAGAAGUAUCUCACCUGAACACAAAAGUGCUAAUUGGUGCUACAAUCAGACAACUCCCAUCACAAAUAAAACAAUCAUUCCAUGGUUCCCAAAAGGCCUGAUUUCCAUCGUAGAGAGGAACAUACAAAGCAUGAAGACGCCUGCUACAUAUCUCAACAUCACCCAUCUCUCUGAGCUCCGAAUUGAUGCACAUCCGUCAGUGUACACUACCAACAGGGAUGGGAAGCCUCUAUCAACGGAGCAACGACAACAGCCAAUCACAUACGCUGAUUGCAGCCACUGGUGCCUACCAGGGCUACCUGACACAUGGAAUGUAAUUUUACUUACUUCUUUAACAAGACAUGGCUCUAAUGUACACUAGUAGGA
Lolium rigidum is the source of this 1382-nucleotide messenger RNA. Its product is annotated as protein trichome birefringence-like 28. The record is from RefSeq and is a predicted model, not a curated record. Lineage: Eukaryota; Viridiplantae; Streptophyta; Magnoliopsida; Poales; Poaceae. The transcript is spliced from 4 exons. Gene Ontology annotation, molecular function: O-acetyltransferase activity. The coding region runs from base 1 to 1377 and encodes 458 amino acids. Gene Ontology annotation, cellular component: Golgi apparatus.